Molecule: messenger RNA, 2730 nt
Organism: Cladocopium goreaui
Lineage: Eukaryota; Dinophyceae; Suessiales; Symbiodiniaceae
Source: the annotation of a GenBank genome assembly
AUGCUCCGCCGGAGCCACUGCGAGGCAGCGCUUCGACCAGCAAACUGGACCCUGACAGGUGCUGCACUGAAAACUGCCUACGGCACCUGCAAGAUUCUCCUGCCCUGUCACGUCGAGUCACCGAGCGCAUGGACCAAAGCCGACGCAAUACUACAAUGGUUACAUGACCAAGUCGCUGAAGACUUGGCAGAAAGUGUUCGGGUAGCAGGAGAAGGUGACGAGGUACCUGCCAGCACCAGGCCCAGCCGGUUGCCGCAGGAACCAGGAAUUGCUUUCAAGGACGAAUUGUGCGACUGCGGUGUCCGAUGGCUGCCUCCAGGCACUACACUGGCAGAAAUGCUAGAUCUCGGCGUGACGUUCUUGCCAGAGCACCAAGUGACGUACUCCACGUUUGUGAAGUGCUAUCACAUGUCUUGGGAGAAAAAGCUGAAAAUACGAUCCGUCGGACAACACAGUAAGUGCACGGCCUGCGAGAAAUUCAAGCAAUACCGGCGCCAGGUGUCUUCCAAGUCAGACUGUGACCGCAUUAGCAAGGAAUAUUCUGAUCACUUGACGGAUGUCAUGAAAGACAGGCAGUUCGAUUCACGCCUAGUCACACGGGCACGCAUCAGCGCAGGAACCUUAUCUGGAAGCGUCGAAGCAUCAGACUCAUUGCUAUCUAUAGUCAUAGACGCAAUGGACGGUGCCAAAUUUCGCUGCCCAAGGAACAUCUCCGCCGCAAAAGAAUUCCAGAACCUUUGGCGGCCAGAGACAUCCUGCAUAGGUGCCAUCAUAGAAGGCCUUCAUGAAACAUACUAUUUGUGCGAUCCUGACCUCUCAAAGAAAGCCGACGUGCAUGUGAGCAUCAUUGGCCAUUCUUUGGAGAAAGCAAAAAGCAGCUUUCGGGCGCGGGGGAAGCCUUUCCCCCGCCACCUGAGGCUGCAUACUGACAACGCAGCCGCGGAAGGAAAAAAUCAGACUGUGAUGUGCCUGGCUGCAUGGCUUUGCCAUCGCCAGUUGUUUGACAGUGUUGUCCUAACCCAGUUCAGGGUUGGACACACCCAUUCAAGGAUCGAUCAGCGAUUCAGCAAGAUCAGAUUUUGUCUGUCUCAAUGUUCGGUCCUUGAAUCGCCAGAGGCAUUCAUGAAUGCCAUUAGUGAAGGCGUGCAGCCACGUGACUCCAGACAAUUGUCUGUGGAGAGAAUCCGCGCUGCACCAAGCAUGAAGAAAUUCUUCCAGCACCUGGAAGUGACCACUUCAGGUCAUGUGCAGACGCAUUGGCAAACAAAACGAAAUGAAGAGGCUGUGCAUUUCUUCAGCUUCCAGCGACGCUCUGAGUAUGAGGGCAGUGUGGAGGAAGUUAACGGCUCACCGGCUGGUCCGAAACCUGGUGAUGUCAUUCUGACAUGCAGGCAAUAUAUUAGCGACAAGGUGCCCAGUCAACCACCAUUAGUCUUCGCCCUUGAAGACGAUUUUGCUCGACUUCCAAGCUGUGAGUCUUUGACCUUAUCUCCACGAAUUUCCUUGUCUGAGAGACAGGUCAGAGAGUUUCAGAAGACAGCUGAGGUGAUCAGCCAAGAACCGUGGCAUAUGGAUGCUGGCUGCGCAUUUCUGCUUCAGCUCGUCGAAUCCAACCAAAGCAAUUCGUGUGAAUCAUGGGUCCCAUUGCAUAUGCCGUGGCUCUUGGCAGGAACCCGGGCAGAGGUUGAGGUCUCUGAGCCGGACGUGCCGCAAUUGACAGACAAAACCUUUGCAUGGAAUCACAGGGCGCCUGCCACUGUCAAGGUGUCUAGGCCACCCUCCACACUGAGGCGGCUCAAGGUCAAGGGCAAGACGACAGCUGCAGAUGAUGAUGGCGGCGCCGUUCAACUUCCACCUCCUGCCGAGCCUGAAGGAGAGCAACUUCAGCAAGAUCCCGCAGAGAGACCGCAUCAGAAUCUUCAGUUGGGCGCGCCUGACAGUGCGUUUGGUCCAGCACCCAGGAGACGUGCAGAUGCAGGUCAAAUGCCUCCAGAUGCCAGCCUUGGGUGUCAGGAGAGCGACAUUGUGGUGAUUGACGACGACGAGGAGGAAAAGCAGCAGCACCUGUUCAUGGAAUUUUUUUCGCCACCGCGGGUAGCCAUACCUUUGCGGCGCGAAGGGUUCUUGGCAGUCCACAGCUUUGACAUUAUGACAGGCUACGACUUUUUGACUGCAGAUUCUCGCGCCCGGGCAUUGAAGCCGCAGUCAAGGCACCGUCCAUUUUUCACAAUGCUGAGCGCGCCUUGUACCAUGUACAGCCCCAUGCAAAACGCAAACCUGGGCAAGAUGGAUUUGGCCACGAAGAAACGCAGGUGGUCAGAGGCGCACUGUCUACUUGACUAUUCAAUGCUUGUUGCCAAGCGACAGCACGCCCAGAAGCGCUUUUUUGCGCAUGAACAUCCGCAAAAAGCUACUUCAUGGAAGCGUCAAAGCGUGAAGGACCUGGAGGAGGAAGAGGAUGUCAUGAAAGUGUCCUUCGACCAGUGCCGUGUCAACCUACGAACACCAGUCUCAAAGAAACCCCUGCAAAAGAGGACAACGCUGCUGACAAAUUCUGCAGCCAUUGUCGAUUUGUUCCAGCCUUUGCAAUGCGCCUGCACAGAAGAACAUGCCACCAUUGAGGGCAGCGAGGGAGGCAUCCAACUGUCGAAGUGGUGCCAGGUGUAUACACCCGAGUUUGUGGACAAGCUGCAGAAGGCUGUUCGCUUGGAAUGGGAGCGUAAUAAGUAG